GUCGGUGCCAGGUCACUUUCCGUCCAGACGCCAGCCGUGCCGCCGACAUGAGGAGCACCCUGUACAUCGCCCUGGCCGUGUGCCUGGCCGGCUAUGCCUUCACCGCGGAAGAGGAAGCAGCCGUCAGCUCCUCGGCCCGAGACAAGGCUCUGGCCAGAGGAUUCCUAGGCGUGUGGAGGACCAGGACGGUUCUGAGCGUUUCCGUCACUACUUCCACGUCGUUCUUCACGUGCUCCACUGGAACCGCCACCGCUCCCUGCGUCAGAAGGCGGCGCAGGAAGGCGCUGCCAGUCCAGCUGGCCAGCCCCCAGGCCGAGCAGCAGGCCGUCGCCCUGCAGUCGUCGUCGCGCGCCAUCGACGCCGUCGGCGCCGACGAUGAUCUGAGCGCCCGCGACGCGCGCCUGCUCCUGACCAUCACCACGUCCACCACGUCCACCAUCACCCUCACCAGCACGUCCAUCAACAACGCCAUCAUCGUCAGCGUCUCCGUGCUCUGCACCGGCGGGCCGGCUCUGUUCCCGGCCUGCGGCUAGCGAGGCUCCCGCUCCCGACUUCCACCUCCUUUACAUUGCCAACGGACAUGCCUAUCGCAAGCUGACAGACACAGAUCGGCAACAGCUUGCUUUCGAAAACAUCAUUAUGAAGGCAUUGUGGGAUAGACGCUUCUUAAUUUCAUUGUAUGAAAGUUGAGUUCGACAACAAUGCUAACCAACAAUGUCAAUUUACGCUGAUGCGUCGUUAAAUCAUAUGAAAGGUAAUGUUCCAAUGCAAGCUGCUGCCGAUCUCUGGAAGCCGACGGAGAAACUAGUUGAUUUUGCCUUUCAUGCUAUUCUGCUUUUGAAUACACCAGUUUUAACGUUAUAUACCAGACAAAUAAUAAAUAUUCAUAAAACGUUGAUAAUGCAUGCCUGCGAGUCUCCAAAGAUAUUUACAUGAGAUACACCAGACAUGCUUUUUCACAAGCCUGCUUGUAAAUAUCUGCAUGCAUUCAAGUGCUACCACACACGCUGCUGAUCUGUGCAUGCGCUCUGCAACACGACAUGUACACUGCACGUGCCGGCUCUAGCCCCUUUGGCGCGCUGGCGCUGUCCAAUACCGCAGGGAGCUGGAGAGCCAGGCGGCGCUGCUGCGCGGCUCCAUGGCCGAGGACGUCGACCGGGCCGAGAGCAGCGAGCGAGACUCGCGGCUGGGCUUCACCGUGUGGACCACGUCCACCAGCACGCUCACCAUCACCACCACGUCCUUCAACUCGGCCACCACCAUCUCGGUGUCGUACGCGUGCACCAUUCCCGGCUACAACUCGCUGCCGCUCUGCGGCUAGUCGCCGCCCGUCCCGGCCGCGAGGCGGCCACACUUCGACUUCGAUCCCGGCUUCGACGUUGUCCUCGGCAUCUGCUUGGCAAAAACGGAAUCUGAAUGCAUUGCCUCACUUGUUGAUUUUGUUGUUAACUUGUUGUGAAUAUCGGUGCUGUAAUAUAUAUAUCAAAUGCGUGAACAAGAGAAAA
This is a messenger RNA of Amphibalanus amphitrite, 1505 nucleotides long. RefSeq lists its product as uncharacterized. The transcript is spliced from 5 exons. The record is from RefSeq and is a predicted model, not a curated record. NCBI's taxonomy places the organism in Eukaryota, Metazoa, Arthropoda, Thecostraca, Balanomorpha, Balanidae. The coding region runs from base 48 to 533 and encodes 161 amino acids.